AUGGCCGACGAAUCGGCCUUGGCAGCGGCAGCUGCCAUGGUCAAGUCCCUGGCUUCCGACUCCAAGCAAGCGACCUCCUACCCCGUGGGAGGCGAUCAAUCCUUUCGUCUUCCCGGGCCCGACUCUGCGGCGAAAGAUGCGCUCGCCCGCGAGUUGUCCGCCCUGGCCGCUCGGGUGCAGCGCCUCGAGGCCAAGGCCUCCAUCCAGAAUGCACCCGUCUUCCCGGAUACGCCCAGUGAGACGGUCGAGUCCAUGUUUGGCGACGAGUCCUCGUCGCCCACCUCCAACAACGGCAAAACGUACAUGCGGGCCAAGGUCCCAGCAAUCCCCAUACUCCGCAGCGGCGCUGGCCCCGACGGUGGUGCCGUCAAGGCCCUCGUUCCGUUGACCGACGAAGCACUGGAGGGGCUGCGGGAACACAUUGACGACCAAUCAAAACUCCUCGACAACCAACGUCAGGAGUUGACGAAUGUCAACGCUCAGCUCGUCGAGCAGAAGAACCUGCAAGAAAAGGCCCUCAAGAUCUUGGAAGAAGAACGCGUUGCAACUCUGGAGAGAGAGCUGUGGAAGCACCAAAAAGCAAACGAAGCCUUCCAGAAGGCGUUACGUGAGAUUGGCGAGAUUGUCACUGCGGUAGCUCAUGGCGACCUGAGCAAGAGAGUACGCAUGAACACGGUAGAGAUGGACCCGGAAAUCACCACUUUCAAGCGGACUAUCAACACCAUGAUGGACCAGUUGCAGGUUUUCUCCAGCGAAGUCUCGCGUGUCGCUCGUGAGGUCGGCACUGACGGAAUUCUGGGCGGCCAAGCUGUCAUCGAAGGCGUCGAUGUGAAUGUCAUGGCACAGAAUCUGACAGAUCAAGUCCGAGAGAUCGCAUCCGUCACCACUGCCGUGGCUCAUGGCGAUCUGACGCAGAAAAUUGAGAGGCCAGCCAAGGGCGAGAUACUCGAGCUUCAACAAACCAUCAACACCAUGGUUGUUCAACUGGGAACUUUUGCCGCGGAGGUUACUCGCGUAGCUCGUGAUGUCGGAACCGAGGGUAAACUGGGCGGUCAGGCCGACGUGAUGGGGGUUCAAGGAAUGUGGAAUGAGUUGACAGUGAAUGUCAACGCCAUGGCCGAUAACCUCACUACGCAAGUCCGCGAUAUCGCCAAGGUCACUACAGCCGUCGCCCGGGGCGAUCUCACGCAGAAGGUCCAAGCUGAAUGCCGGGGCGAAAUCUUUGAGCUCAAGUCAACUAUCAACUCCAUGGUUGGUCAACUACAGCAGUUCGCUGCUGAAGUAACCAAGAUUGCCCGCGAGGUCGGCACUGAAGGACGUCUAGGCGGCCAAGCAACCGUCAAUGACGUGCAAGGCACCUGGCGCGACCUGACCGACAAUGUCAACGGCAUGGCCAUGAACCUGACCACUCAAGUACGAGAAAUCUCCAAGGUCACUGCAGCUGUAGCCCGCGGCGACCUAAGCACCAAGAUCACGGUUGAGGUUAAGGGUGAGAUUCUGCAGCUCAAGCAAACCAUCAACUCCAUGGUAGACCGUCUAAGUACCUUCGCCUUCGAAGUUAGCAAGGUGGCCCGAGAAGUCGGAACAGAUGGCACUCUCGGUGGCCAGGCCCGAGUGGACGACGUCGAAGGCAAAUGGAAAGAUCUUACCGAAAACGUCAACACCAUGGCAUCAAACCUUACCUCUCAAGUGCGAGGUAUCUCCACAGUUACUCAGGCCAUUGCUGACGGUAACAUGAGCCGGAAGAUUACGGUCCCGGCCAGAGGCGAGGUUGCGCUGCUCAAGGACACGAUCAACAACAUGGUUGACAGGCUUUCGGUUUUCUGUAACGAAGUGCAGCGUGUAGCCAAGGAUGUCGGUGUUGACGGCAAGAUGGGAGGCCAAGCCGAUGUUGGAGGUCUCAAGGGCAGGUGGAAGGAGAUUACAGCUGACGUCAACACCAUGGCGACCAACUUGACUACGCAGGUCCGAGCUUUCGGCGACAUCACUAAUGCUGCCACCGACGGAAAUUUCACGAAGCUGGUCGACGUAGAGGCUUCUGGUGAAAUGGAUGAACUCAAACGCAAGAUCAACCAGAUGGUCUACAACUUGCGGGACAGUAUUCAACGAAACACACAAGCGAGAGAGGCUGCCGAACAAGCCAACAAGACCAAGUCCGAGUUUCUGGCCAACAUGUCACACGAAAUCCGAACGCCAAUGAACGGUAUCAUAGGAAUGACUCAAUUGACAUUGGACACCGACUUGACACAAUACCAAAGGGAGAUGCUCAACAUUGUAAACAACCUGGCCAACAGUUUAUUAACCAUCAUCGACGACAUUUUGGAUUUGUCCAAGAUCGAGGCUCGGAGGAUGGUCAUCGAGGAAAUCCCGUACACUCUGCGAGGCACUGUCUUCAACGCCCUCAAGACCCUCGCUGUCAAGGCAAACGAGAAAUUCCUGGAUCUGACCUACUGCGUUGACAGUUCAGUCCCGGAUUAUGUUGUGGGCGACUCUUUCCGUCUACGACAGAUCAUCCUGAACCUUGUCGGAAACGCCAUCAAGUUCACAGAGCAUGGGUCAGUUCGGUUGACCAUUCAGCAAUCUUCAAAGUCCACUUCCAAGGAUCCCAACGAGUACGCGCUCGAGUUUGUCGUCUCCGAUACGGGUAUAGGAAUCCCGCAGGACAAGCUGGACCUCAUCUUUGAUACGUUCCAGCAAGCAGACGGCUCGAUGACGCGGAAGUUUGGUGGUACUGGCCUUGGUCUCUCCAUCUCCAAGAGGCUCGUCAGCCUGAUGGGUGGAGAUGUCUGGGUCCGCAGCGAUGUUGGCAAAGGCAGUUCCUUUUAUUUCACUUGCGUGGUCAAGUUGGCUGGUGGUGAUCUGGCUCUCAUUGAGAAGCAACUCAAGCCAUACAAAGGUCAUCAGGUCUUCUUCGUCGACAGAGGGCGAACUGUCUAUGGCAAGCAAAUUGUGCCCAUGCUACGUGAUCUCGGAUUGGUACCCGUGGUGGCCACACAAGAGACGUAUCCUGGCCUUGGCUCCGACGAACCGCCUUUCGACGUCAUCAUCGUGGAUUCGAUCGAGACUGCUCGCAAGCUCCGGGCUAUCGACCAGUUCAAGUAUUUGCCUAUCGUCUUACUGGCACCGGCAGUCCAUAUCAGUCUGAAGUCAUGUCUGGAUCUUGGCAUUACCUCGUACUUGACUACCCCCUGCGCCCCCAUAGAUUUGGGCAACGGAAUGGUGCCAGCAUUGGAGAACCGCGCGACUCCUUCUUUGGCGGACAACACGAAGUCUUUCGAGAUCUUGUUGGCUGAAGACAACCGCGUCAAUCAACGCUUGGCUGUCAAGAUCCUUGAGAAGUACCACCACGUUGUCACAGUCGUCAGCAACGGGUUGGAGGCCGUCGAAGCUAUUCAAAAGAAGAAGUUUGAUGUUAUUCUUAUGGAUGUUCAGAUGCCCAUAAUGGGUGGAUUCGAGGCCACGAGCAAGAUUCGUGAGUACGAACGCAGCCUGGGGACGCACAGGACGCCCAUCAUCGCGCUGACGGCGCACGCCAUGAUGGGCGAUCGCGAGAGGUGUAUUCAGGCACAGAUGGACGAAUAUCUGUCCAAACCACUGCAGCAAAAUCACCUCAUCCAGACAAUUCUCAAGUGUGCAACUCUUGGAGGCGCGCUGCUGGAGAAGAACCGAGAGAGAGAGAUAUCUCGGCAGAAGGAUCAAGAAGGUCAGGACCACCAAAGUCGAUCCAGUCCAUUGCGCCCUGGCCUGGAAUCUCGUGCAUUGACGUCGACCGAGCGCCUGGUAGGAAGCGUGGAUAGUCCGUCUCUCGUUGCAGGAGACCAGGAGGAUCCCAUGAAGACGGCACGUAGAAGCCUUUCCGACGACAUCCUCAAGAAAGCCUCGUACUAA
This is a messenger RNA of Neoarthrinium moseri, 3888 nucleotides long. RefSeq lists its product as uncharacterized. Gene Ontology annotation, cellular component: membrane. Gene Ontology annotation, biological process: phosphorelay signal transduction system; cellular hyperosmotic response; phosphorylation. The coding region runs from base 1 to 3888 and encodes 1295 amino acids. NCBI's taxonomy places the organism in Eukaryota, Fungi, Ascomycota, Sordariomycetes, Amphisphaeriales, Apiosporaceae. Gene Ontology annotation, molecular function: phosphorelay sensor kinase activity. The transcript has 5 exons. The record is from RefSeq and is a predicted model, not a curated record.